AUGGAGUCUGAUUCUGCUGUUCCAGUGGACAGGUCCCUGGGGUACCCUCACAGUGAUGAUGACAGCGAAGAGACCUGCUCAACCCAGGGUGACACCUCAGAGGUGUGGAAAGGAGCUCUCCUGGAUGGGGAGGAGCAGGCAGCUGCCUCUGCUUUCCGAGGCCGGGGAGCCUUGGCCAGGAUAGUCCGGCUGGUGCUGGUGCUGAGGGACUGGGCCAACAAGAGCCUGCACGAGGAGCGGCAGAGGCCAGACCCCUUCCUGGAGCGAUUCCAAGGCCCUGAGCUCCUGACAGUGGCUGCAGGAGCUGGAGAUGAGCCAGAGGACGGGGAGACUGAGAAGCUCAACAAGAGGAGGAAAUGGCAUUUCUUUGUGGUGGACCCUGCUGGGGACUGGUAUUACCGCUGGCUGGCUGUGAUUGCAGUUCCUGUCCUCUACAACUGGUGCUUGCUCGUAGCCAGGGCUUGCUUCACUGACCUGCAAGAGACCUAUGUUGUCCUCUGGCUGGUGUUAGAUUACAUCUCAGAUGCUCUCUACGUCGGGGACACCGUGAUCCGCCUGCGCACAGGGUUUUUGGAACAGGGCCUCCUGGUUAAGGACCUGAAGAAGUUACGGGAUAACUACAUCCACACCCUCCAGUUCAAGCUGGACAUUGUGUCUGUCCUGCCCACAGACCUGGCAUACUUUGCAGUGGGAUGGCACUGCCCUGAGUUGCGUUUCAACAGGCUGCUGCACUUCUCCCGUAUGUUUGAGUUCUUCGACAGGACUGAGACCAGAACCAGCCACCCCAACAUCUUCCGCAUCAGCAACUUGGUUCUUUACGUCCUGGUCAUCAUCCACUGGAAUGCAUGCAUUUAUUAUGCCAUCUCCAAGGCCAUAGGCUUUGGAGAGGACACCUGGGUCUAUCCCAACGUCACAGACCCGGAAUAUGGGCAUCUGACCCGGGGGUACGUCUACUGUCUGUACUGGUCUACGUUGACUUUGACCACCAUCGGAGAGACCCCUCCCCCUGUGCGGGAUGAAGAGUACCUGUUUGUGAUCUUCGACUUCCUCAUCGGGGUCCUCAUCUUUGCCACCAUCGUGGGGAAUGUGGGAUCCAUGAUAUCCAACAUGAAUGCCACCAGGGCAGAGUUCCAGGCAAAGAUUGACGCCAUCAAGCACUACAUGCAGUUCCGCAAGGUGAGCAAGGACUUGGAAACCAAAGUCAUCAAGUGGUUUGACUACCUGUGGACCAACCAGAAGGCAGUGGACGAACGGGAAGUCCUCAAGAAUCUCCCCGAUAAGUUAAGGGCAGAGAUUGCCAUCAACGUUCACCUGGAGACACUGAAGAAGGUGAGGAUUUUCCAGGACUGCGAGGCAGGACUGCUGGUGGAGCUGGUGCUGAAGCUUCACCCUCAGGUGUUCAGCCCGGGGGAUUACGUCUGCCGGAAAGGGGACAUUGGGAAGGAGAUGUACAUCAUCAAGGAGGGGAAGCUGGCUGUGGUGGGGGAUGAUGGAACGACACAGUAUGCUCUGCUCACUGCAGGAGGCUGCUUUGGUGAGAUCAGCAUCCUCAACAUCAAAGGGAGCAAGAUGGGCAACAGGCGCACGGCCAACAUCCGUAGCCUGGGCUACUCUGAUCUCUUCUGCCUGUCAAAGGAAGAUCUCAUGGAAGCAGUCACAGAGUAUCCCGAUGCCAGGAAGGUUUUGGAGGAGCGUGGCCGGGAGAUACUGAUCAAGGAAGGGCUGCUGGAUGAGUCAGCUGCAGAGGAAAGCACAGAAGGGAAGAGCAUGGAGGAGAGGCUGGACAGGGUGGCCUCGAACCUGGACACGCUGCACACCCGCUUUGGCCGGCUCCUGACAGAGUACAAUGACGCCCAGAUGAAGCUCAAGCAGCGCAUCAGUGCUCUGGAGUCCAAGAUGAGGCAGCAGGAACUGGAGGACUUCUUCUCUGAUAGCUCAGACAGUCUGCUUGAGGACGAGGAGAAAGCUUCAGCUGGUGGGAUGCACUGAGGGGGAGCAGGGGUGAGCUGGAUGAUGUCUGCCUUGCACUGAAACAGUGUUUGCUGUUUCACAAGGCAGAUCCUGUGGCUGCCUUGCCAAGGACUUCUCUCAGGUCCUCAGUGUUGCUGCUGCCACUGCCUUGAUGGCAGCUCCUGAGAUGGCUCCAAAUCAGGG
This is a messenger RNA of Empidonax traillii (willow flycatcher), 2154 nucleotides long. RefSeq names its product cyclic nucleotide gated channel alpha 2 (gene CNGA2). Gene Ontology annotation, cellular component: plasma membrane; intracellular cyclic nucleotide activated cation channel complex. Lineage: Eukaryota; Metazoa; Chordata; Aves; Passeriformes; Tyrannidae. The record is from RefSeq and is a predicted model, not a curated record. Gene Ontology annotation, biological process: monoatomic cation transmembrane transport. Gene Ontology annotation, molecular function: cGMP binding; intracellularly cGMP-activated cation channel activity; protein-containing complex binding. Bases 1 to 1989 code for a protein of 662 amino acids. The transcript is spliced from 7 exons.